Messenger RNA from Pectinophora gossypiella (pink bollworm), 1882 nucleotides. RefSeq names its product intraflagellar transport protein 52 homolog (gene IFT52). Gene Ontology annotation, biological process: intraciliary transport; cilium assembly. Gene Ontology annotation, cellular component: intraciliary transport particle B; centriole; cilium. The record is from RefSeq and is a predicted model, not a curated record. NCBI's taxonomy places the organism in Eukaryota, Metazoa, Arthropoda, Insecta, Lepidoptera, Gelechiidae. The transcript has 9 exons. Bases 294 to 1625 code for a protein of 443 amino acids.
CAGGGAUCACAAAAUGAUUUUUGUGAUAUGUCUCCACCGGGAUUUGAACCCGGGACCUCAAGAUCGUGCACUGCACCACAGAGGCGUUAUUAUAAGUGAAACAUCCUUUGUGGAGGUUUAUGGCUCCAAGGCUGUAUCAUUCACACGCAGCGUAAAAUUAUAAGCUGUAACAAACGUCAAUGGUUGCUUAGCAACUACCACAACAAAACAUAGUACGUAUCAAGAAAAUAUUGUUUUGCAGUUUAAAAAUAAUUUAGAUUCUACUAUAGAUAAAGUUAGUGAAGUAAAUAGACAUGAAGUCGAUAGUAAACACGAUACUGUUCGAUGUGUCGAAGAACAAUCUGUUUAAGAUCAACGAGAAUUAUAAGAUGCUGCAUCGCAAGCUCAAGACGACGUGGAAAGUUAUGAUAAACCGUGAAGAGUUAUCAGAGAACAUACUGCAAGACGUAAAGAUCCUAGUGGUACCAGGACCACAGAAUGUGUUCACAGAUGACGAGUUAGCCUGCCUAAAGGCGAUGGUGGAGAGAGGAGACUCGGUGCUGGUCACCAUGACUGAUGGUGGCGAAGAGAGGAUGAACACCAACAUCAACUUCUUCUUGGAAGAAUAUGGAAUUGUUGUUAAUAAUGAUUGCGUUGUGCGCGCCAAAUACCACAAGUUCUAUCAUCCGAAGGAGUGUCACAUAUCCAACGGCAUCCUAAACCGAGCGGUCCAGAAGCACAUCAUGAAAAUGCCCAAUUAUUCUAGUGAAUCUGAUGAUUAUUUGGAAGAUCCAGCAACACCCAACUUCGUGUACCCUUAUGGAGCAACCCUGACUGUGAAGAAGCCUGCGAGCGCCAUAUUGUCUAGCAGUGACGUCUGCUACCCUGUCAAGAGACCCAUCGCGGCCAUGUACACUUCUGAACGGAGCGGUGGAAAGCUAUUCGUGAUCGGAUCGGGCCACUUUUUCGCGGAUCAGUAUUUGGAGAGCGAGUGCAACGACCUCAUUCGGGAUAUGAUCUUCAGCCAUCUCGGCGGCACCACGGAGAUACACCUUAACCCUGUCGAUGUUGAAGAUCCUGAUAUCAACGAGUACAGGACCCUUGGGGACAUGAUGUGGCUGAGCACCGUCCCAAUACCGGAGCCAGCAACAGUGCCUCCCCCGCGGUUGACGCCGCUGCAUCCGCAUGCACUCUUCACUUGGCGACUGUUUUCCCUCAACCUAGCGCAACUGCCAGAGGUACUAGGGCUAUAUGAUGCACUAGGAGUGAAACAUGAACCUCUACGACUCAUUGCUCCUCAAUUCGAAACGCCUUUCCCACCUCUGAAGCUGGCGGUGUUCCCCCCGACAUUCAGAGAGCCUCCACCGCCGCCACUGGAGCUAUUCGACCUGGACGAGGCUUUCAGCUCGGAGCGCUCCCAGCUCGCGAGGUUGACCAACAAGUGCUUGCAACCGGCGUCAUCUAGGAUGGGGCAAGGAGACAGUCGUCAGUUAGAGAAUGAGCUGGAAUACUUCAUCAGGGAAUGCGGCAGAGUGGUGCGGCUGUCUCGAGCGUUACCUUCAGAAGAUGCACCAGCUGGCAAGAUAAUCCUGCAUCAGUUGGCGGUUCAACUCGCUACUUAUAAGAAGAUUGCUCCUAGGGACUAGUCACUGUAGCAUGCUAGCGCCAACUGCAUACCUGAUCCAUAGCCUGGACCCUCCAUAAGCUCCUCCAAAGCCUAAAGCAUAGGUGCGAGCAACUUUUGCCUAGCUAUUGUUAGUUAGACUAUAUCAAUUGGGUAGUUUCUUAGGUCAAAGAUAAAUUAUGAAAUUCUGAUUAUUAAAUAAAGACAGAUCUAAAGGUGACAAGAAACGUUUUCUUUUUUCUAUUGAACAUUUCUUUAAUUUUAAUAAAGAAAAAUGUA